Molecule: messenger RNA, 1356 nt
Organism: Ostreobium quekettii
Lineage: Eukaryota; Viridiplantae; Chlorophyta; Ulvophyceae; Bryopsidales; Ostreobiaceae
Source: the annotation of a GenBank genome assembly
AUGCUGGGCAAUGGGGGAUCCGGGGGCGGCGGCCCCGGCGGCCGUGGGCCCAAGAAGAGGAAGUUCGUCCCAAAGCUGCGGCAGAGGCAGAAGAAGGUCGACGACGCGGCCGCGGCCAAGGCACCCCAGGCACCCCGAAUGGCGUCUGAGACGUUUUCAGAACUGAGGCAGCAGGCGGAGGCGGAGGCCAAGUGGGAGAGGCCGGGUCGCCGCCCCCACUUCGGAACCGAUCAGAGGAGGAACCAGUCGGUUGCUUUCGGGGCCCUGCUCAGCGGCUCUGCUCCUGCUGGGAAGGCCGGCAUUCGCGGGCAUCUCACCAAGCCCGUGGUCGUGGUGCCGGAGGGUGGGGUUGCGGAAAAGGAGGGCGACAAGGAGGAGCUGAACACUGGGCCUAUUGGCCCCGUGGAUGAGCUGCCCCAAAAUUGCUAUUAUCCCACGACCCUGCCUCUGAGGCCAGAAGGGGAGGAAGGGGAGCGGGAUGGCGAAGCCGGGAACGCGCUGCUGGAGUCUGCCCUGCCUUGCGCGUCGGGUUCAUCCAGCCAGGACCUGCAGGACAGGAGAGCUGGGAGGGAGCUGGGACUGAUGCGACCGGGCAUGGACGAAGAGAGGCUGCUGCUGAUGCAGCUGCCAUCCGUGUUUCCUGCCCAAGCGACAGAGGUCAAAGUCGAAGGUGCUCUGGGAGGUGCAGGGAGACAGGGACGGGGACGGGGUGAGGGGGAUCAGGGCGUGAAGGUGCCAUCCAUGUUGGCAACCAAGGUGGAAGAACUGCCUGCUGGCAGGAUCGGGAAGCUCUUGGUGUUCCGCAGUGGCAGAGUGAAGAUGGUGGUGGGCGAUGUCCUCAUGGAUGUGACCUGUGGGACGCCGUGGUCAUAUCGUCAAGAAGUGGUGGCUGUGAAUGUUGAGGAUGAGGUCGGGCACUGUGUCUUCCUGGGUGACAUUGCAAGCAGAGCCAUCUGCAAUCCAAACGUAGCCCAGCUUCUGAGUCCAGACCCCAUGUCCAAUUUCAAGGUUGGGAAGAAAGUCCAGUGGAAGGAUGGUAUAGUCUUGGGUGAGGAAGGCAAUGAGGCCCAGGACGAAGACCAUGGUGGCCAACAAGUGUUGGUGGCCAAGGGUGAAACCAAGGAGAUGGACCUCGAUCUGGGAAAGGAGUCUGGAGAUGCCGCAGCGGACUGCACUGCAGCCCCUGGCAACACCAAGGACAUCGGUGAUGGCACAGAUGUGGGUGUGGGUGUUGUUGAUGUUGACGGGAAGAUGGAUGUGGAUUGCAUUGACAGCAAGGAGGAUGUCGACGAUGAGCUUGAUGCAAUGGUUAAGCAGUGCCGGUUUGAAACCAAGGUUUCAGGAAAGCAGGCAUGA